AUGAAUGCCGGUGGGAAAUCAAGGAGUGGUGGAGUUGUAGAUUUUGAUGUCAAAGAGGCCAUGGAUAUCGGUGAAGUGAGGAUCCAAACAUAUGAGGCAGCCCAGGCGACAUACGCUAAGAAUGGGGUACCCCAGGCAAUGAGAACCACAGGGAUGGCGACCCAAGAGCUGGGCGUCAAGGAGUCGUCGUCGCUAGGAGGGAGCUUUGUGAGGGAGACACCGAUGGGCUCUAUCGGGGCUGAGAACUUCUCAGAUCUGGAUCUAAUUUGUGGGAGUCAUAGAGGCAAGGUGCUAAGGUUGCGACUGGGAUGCAUGAUCGAGCAGAGGCUCCACGGGCGAGCUCCCAUAGACGUCUUUGAGAGUGAGGCGCCAUGGGCGCCGCUGAUUGGAGAAAGUGCACAUUGUAGCGGAAGCACUAAAGGCAAGGCUCUGUUCUAG
Molecule: messenger RNA, 438 nt
Organism: Ilex paraguariensis (yerba mate)
Lineage: Eukaryota; Viridiplantae; Streptophyta; Magnoliopsida; Aquifoliales; Aquifoliaceae
Source: the annotation of a GenBank genome assembly